CGCUCAGUUUGGAAAGUUGGCGCGAGGAAGGCUGUCGUUGAAACUCUUAACGGAUGAAAUUGGGUCAUUUCGAGUCGAACUCUAGAGCCAAAGACCAACAGGAAGAAGACACUGUUAGGGAGGAGAUGGAGGAGCCGAGCAGCAGGUUGUACUGCGGUCCACUCUCCCAGGAGGCCCUGAAGAUCCUGGCUGCUCUACGAGCCGAGAAUCAGGAUCAGUGCAGGUCCAAUCUGCACUCCUCCAGCAGUCGCAGGCAAAUGGAAAGGUGUAAUUACAUCCAUGUGGAGUCAUGGAGUCCAAGCAGCUGCAGUCAGUUGGAAAGUAAAGACAAUUUCUCCUGUUGGCCCAUCUGUGACCAUAAUGCUACCAACGAGACACAGAGUAAUCUGAUUCCUGCCACGGUUCAGGCCUCUCUCCAGAAGAAAACUCCUCAGGCGUUCCCCGAUCAUCAGCGUUUCCAGACAGACUCCCACAAAUUGUUCCCAGACCCCCCUGCUCACUUUCCCAGACAGGUGGUGUCAUCCUCUCAGGAGACACCAACACGACACGACACAUCUUCCUUUUCUCUCCAACUACCAAACUGUCUGUCUGAUCAACAAACUUCCCCCUGCAACACAUCGCCAGCUUUCAUGCUCCGUCAAUUCAAAGACGUCGAAGCCCCUGAUGAAACGCUUCCCUCGACAACAGAGCAGCCUGAUUCUCAUUCUGUAGCAUGUCGCACACAAUUACCUUUCUCUGAUGAACGUAAAGAGACAGCGAACUCAUCAAGUGCACAUAAUGAAGACGAAGCUAUCUGGGAUGUUGGUGCCAAUGAGGCAGAGAGCCUUGAACUUUCAGGCAGGAGAGUAAAGUGGAUAGAGAGUGUGUCUAACAUCUCAGAAGAGGCUGCUGGUGGUGUAGAUAAGCAUCAGCAAUCAGAGCUGAGCACAACUGAAAGUAAAAGGGGGCACUUGCCUCCUAUUGACUUUGUAACAAAAGACGUGUGCCAGACAGUGGCUGAUAUAGCGGAGAGGAGACUCUCAGAGGGACCACUAGUUGAGUCUGAAGCCACUACAUUUAUCCUGGAGGACAACAGAGCUCACAACCUGGAACGGUUUGGCCUCGUAGCAGUGGCGGUGGAAAGCAGGACAGAAACAGACCAUCAGGAAAACAUUGAACACAAACUGAUGAACUGCUUUGCUACUAAAGACUCAGAUUUACACAGAAUAAACACAGAUGUACAGAAGUUAGAGGAAGUCAGAUUUUUGCCUAAAUCUGCAGAGGGCUCGGAUGGUGAGCAAUGCCUUGUACCAACGCUUUCCCUGGAGUUUGAGCCGCUUAGGUCAGAGUUCAGACCUCUCCAUCGUCCUGAUCAUCCUGGCGAUCUGCAGACCGACAGAAAAUCAGACGGGGUCCUGAUCCCAGAACGGUCACAAAACUCCUUGCUCCAGGACUCGAUCACAAAUACAACACUUGACAAAGAACUAUACACAAAACAACAGACUUCUGGGAUUGACUCACAUCAUCCUCCCCUCACUCCAUCCUUUCCCCAAAAAAGAAAAUAUGAUGUUAUCCACCAUCAAUGUGUAAAUCUACCCCUGAAGAGCCACAAAAAAAGUCAUCCUCCCAAGUGGGAACCGCCACGUUCCUCACCACGGACGGUGGUGGAAGGAGACAUCAGCGAGGUGAAGAAAAUCAGACUUCAACCAUCCGUUUCUGGAUGCCCAACAUUAUCAGAAGAACAGCAGUUUAAAAUCCCCCUGAAGACAGAUGUUAAAAUCCCUACACAACCACAUGCUCUGGAACAAACUCAGCCCAUCAGUCAGAGUGAACUGGAAAAAUCCUCCAAUAAAAUGGGAAAGAUUGCUCCCAAACAGAAGCUCUUUGCCAAACUCUGCAAACACAGGUUGGCCAAAUCGAGGAUCGAUCCAGCCAUCGACGGUCUAAAAGGUUUUCAUAACAUAGUUACGACUAGUGAGCUACAAACUCACUCCAAAGCUGGCUUACACUCUACAAGCCUGACAUUCGAUGGCAGAAUAAAGGAUUCUGGGAGGCUGAACCCAGAGGAGAGAGUUCAGAUGCUGAAGCAGGCUGGACAGGCUGAGGUGGUGGUGAUAACAAUGAUGUUUCAGGAUGGAGCAACCCAAUUAGACCGUGAACAGAAGCUCGCUCCAGCAGUAUGUGGCCUCCUUGUGCUGAUGAAGAAUGAUCUUUGCAGUGCAACACCUUGUUGGUCACUGGGGUCGAAUGACAGCCUCGUCUACUUGAAACUAGAGCACAACCCUCCAUGGGCACAACAGCAACUUCAGCACACUCAGCAGCCUUUUACCAGAGAUAUGAUACUAUGUGUGCUGUCAAGGUCAAAACUGGUGGUUUGCUAUAAAGCCAAGGAUUUUCUUCGUACAGUUCUGCUGUUAUACAAACAGGAUCUAAGCUGGAAACAAGUGGCAGGUUGUCAGAUCCAAGAUCCACAGGUUUCAGGGUGGCUGCUGGAUCCCACUGAUCCCUCCUCCUGCUUCAGAGACCUUCUUAAUAAACAUUGCAAAAAGCCACGUGCAACACCCUCCCUGAGUCCUGACAAGGUUUCUCACAUCAUCUCAAGUCUCUAUUGGCUCUUUGACCUUAAUCUGGCCUUAUGCUCUAAACUACAGAGCCAUGGCUUGUGGGAACUCUACUCAGAAAUAGAGCUGAAAAUGAUCACUGUUCUUGCUGUCAUGGAAAGCCACUGCAUCUAUGUGGACAAAGGAGCACUUAAGAGAACUUCAGACCUGCUUGGGACUAAAAUGAAACAGCUGGAGCAAGAGGCCCACAAAGCAGCUGGGGAAAUGUUCUUGGUGACCAGCAGCGCUCAGCUACGAACAGUACUGUUUGAGAAGCUGCGCUUACAGGAGCGCUGCGAGAACAGGAAGCUUCCCAAGACCAUCAACAAACAACAGCAGUCAACAUCAGAGGCAGCGUUGCUGCAGCUCCAGGACCUUCAUCCUCUGCCAAAAAUCAUCCUGGAGUACCGACAGGUCCACAAGAUGAAAUCCACGUUUGUUGAUGGGAUUUUGUCAUGCAUGAAGAGCAAGAACUACAUUUCUUCUACGUGGCACCAGACGAGUGCUGUGACUGGGAGAAUAUCAGCCAAACACCCUAACUUCCAAGCUUUGCCAAGGCAACCGCUUCAAAUCAGCCAGAACCAGUACAUUCAAGGAAAGGAGGAGGAGGUUCUGACGAUUCAUCCUCGAGACAUGUUCGUUCCCCGGGAGGGCUGGACUUUUCUUGCUGCGGACUUCUGCCAGGUGGAGCUCCGCUUGCUGGCCCACUUCUCCUCGGACCCGGAGCUGCUCCGCGUUUUCACCGACCCGCAGGCCGAUGUCUUCGCCAUGCUGGCCUCUCAGUGGAAAGCGGUGGGUGUUGAUGAGGUGACUCCUGAAGACAGGGAGCAUGCCAAACGCAUCGUAUAUUCUGUGGUUUAUGGAGCAGGCCGUGAGCGUCUGUCAGGGAUUUUGGGGGUGAACGUUGAGCAGGCCAGUCGUUUCCAGGACAGUUUCCUCCAGACCUACAGAGAAGUCCAGGCAUUCAUCCAGAGAACCAUCCAGCAGAGCCACAAGCAAGGUUAUGUGGUGUCGUUAAUGGGACGCCGACGCCUCCUUCCCAACAUCAGCUCCCCAGACUGGGGGAUCCGCAUGCAGGCUGAGAGGCAGGCCGUCAACUUUGUAGUUCAGGGCUCUGCUGCUGAUCUCUGUAAGAUGGCUAUGAUCACCAUCUUGAACCUGGUCUCCUCCUCCAGCUCGCUCUCUGCCAGGCUUUUAGCACAGCUUCAUGAUGAGCUUCUUUAUGAAGUGGAAGACUCUCAGGUGGAGCAGUUUGCAGGUUUGGUGAGAAGCACCAUGGAGUCUCUUCAGCACAUCCACCAUGUUGGAAUCCAUCUGAAGGUGCCCCUGAAGGUGGCGGUAUCUGUUGGCAAGUCGUGGGGAUCCAUGUCAGAGCUUCAAUCUCCGACUUCUGUCUCCUGAAUCUUCCUCUGAACCUCCGACACCAAGAUAAAUGAUCUAAUCUCCUCCUUUCUUAUGGCCCAAGUUUUCGCCAUUGACCCUUCUGCUGGCCACCUACUCGUCUUUUGACCCUUACUUGGUCUCUUAUCCUGAUCAUCUCUCUCAGCUUCCAGUUUCUGCCUCCUCCUUCACUUGUCCAGCAUCCAUGUUGCUAUGGAAACGAGGCAGCUGCAGCUCGUGCUUCUUGCCUCCACUCUUUCUGUUUCUGGGGGCAACCGCUGACUGGAUUGGACCAGUUUCUCUCUCUCUCUCUCUCUCUCUUGUCCACCUCCUCCUGUUCUCCCACUCAUUUUCACUCACACACACAAACGUCUCGUUAGGACUAAAAAUGUUUCCUCUGCCUCGUUACCGAGGUGAAGUUUCAUGUUUUAAAGAGGGCUCCAUUUUCAUUGGUUCCUAAAAUUGGUUGUUAGUUGAGUUUCUAGAUAUAAUCAAACAUUCUUUAGUCUCUAUUGUUAAUAUAUUUUUGAUGCUGAGACUGUUGGAUUUACUUAAACACACCAGAUUUCCACCCCAAGUUAUAUUUUUUAAGCUAAUUUAAAAAGCAUCAUUUAUUAUUCCCAUAUUUGAUGUUCUAAUAAAAGAAGUGUAGUCCAUAAUGGGUUUUUCACAAGAGAAAUCUGAGCCCAGGGAGUGAAUAGACUCCAUGAAAUCUUGGUUUCAUUCAGCUUCCAGUAAACUUUACCUUUCGUUGCGUGUGUUAACGUGAUUUAAAGCAGUUGAUCUAAUUUUUGCUCGUCUUUCAGCAUCCAUUUCUUUGCUCUCUCUGGCUCAGCUUUUAUCUGCUCACCCUUUUUGUGUUGUAUUGCCUUUCUCUAUUUCUCUCUCACACAUUCCACAAAUGCUCACACAUUCAUCUGCCCUCUGGCACACUGACCGAAUUUCUUUUUGUCUGACAGCCACAGUAAGACUCCCUUUUUAUAUCUCCCUGUUUUCCUACCGGCCCCUCAAUUAGCCUUGGAAAUAUAUUGGCAGAGCCCAACAUAUCCACGUAACUUAAGCCAGUUGCAGGCGUUUUUAGUCAUUUUUAAUGGUCCAUUUGUCUUCUAAUGUGAAAAAUGAACUCUGGAUUUACUGACAUAAGAAAAACUUUAAUCACAAGUCCUUCAUAGCAAGAGCAGAGGAUAGUGUUAUGGAAAUCUGGCCCUCUAUUCUUUCAUUGUUUGGUGGUUUAAGUGUGCAAGCCCCCCAGCCUGCCUCUAUUGAAAGGGAGGCGUGAGACUGGUAUGUGUGUGUAGGCACUUGUGGAAACAGGAGUUUUUAUUCAGUAAAAUAAAUAUUGAGAAAGCUGAGAUACUUAGUGCUAAAAGACUUGAGAUUAGUGUUGAGUAAUAUCUUCAAAAUGUAGCCGUUAGUCUUUUCCUGUAUUAAAGUGAAUUAAAAACUUGAUAACAGUGUCUGAAAUGAACUCCAAGAACCUUUAAUUCCCACUGAACUCUGACCGGCUUUACUGUUCCUAAAAUAAAAGUAUCUCAAAGCAUAAUGCUGCUCCCUCUG
Poeciliopsis prolifica (blackstripe livebearer) is the source of this 5516-nucleotide messenger RNA. Its product is annotated as HAUS augmin-like complex subunit 3. NCBI's taxonomy places the organism in Eukaryota, Metazoa, Chordata, Actinopteri, Cyprinodontiformes, Poeciliidae. Gene Ontology annotation, biological process: DNA-templated DNA replication; double-strand break repair; spindle assembly. The record is from RefSeq and is a predicted model, not a curated record. Gene Ontology annotation, molecular function: DNA binding; DNA-directed DNA polymerase activity. Bases 54 to 3980 code for a protein of 1308 amino acids. Gene Ontology annotation, cellular component: mitotic spindle; centrosome; HAUS complex. The transcript is spliced from 28 exons.